Penicillium macrosclerotiorum is the source of this 2196-nucleotide messenger RNA. RefSeq names its product fungal specific transcription factor domain-containing protein. Gene Ontology annotation, molecular function: zinc ion binding; DNA binding. Gene Ontology annotation, biological process: DNA-templated transcription. The coding region runs from base 1 to 2196 and encodes 731 amino acids. The record is from RefSeq and is a predicted model, not a curated record. Lineage: Eukaryota; Fungi; Ascomycota; Eurotiomycetes; Eurotiales; Aspergillaceae. The transcript is spliced from 5 exons.
AUGUUUGCGAGCCGGCGCUUCUCGAAUCUCGCGCCCUCAACCGACCCCGAUCCUGUCCGUGUGGGAUUGAACAUGGAAAAGUCUGCCGCCCUAAGGCGAAGAAGACGUCGGCGGGUCGCCGAAGAGAACCGCAAGAGGGCGCCUCGUGCAGAGAAAUCCCCUUUCGAUGAUCCGGCUCAGUUAAACACACAGCUUGAAUAUGGGCCAUCAGUCGUAGGCCUUGAUAAGGGAAAUAGUGGCGGUCAAGAGAGUCCUCAAAAUGCGACUGAGAAUCAUGAACUACUUUCACCUGCGUCAGCUUUGUCGCAGGGUCUCGCAAAACAUGUCAUUGCGGAUAAUUCAAAACGAGUUCCGUGGCCGAACAUCCUGUCCCGUUUAAGGGAAGCUUUCUCUCUUGGGCCACAGACAGCUUCCGAAGAGCGUGACAUGGUUGCAAUGCAAGCACGCAUGACCCGACCGAAGGCCUUACACGCUUCUGAAUUAAUACGCCUCCACGCUGCUCUCGAUGCGUUUCCCCCCCGCCCCGUAGCUGAUUUUCUUCUGUCGGUAUUCAUAAAACAUGCGACGGACACAUUCUUCUACUUUGAUCAAGCUCAAAUGCUCGAUGACAUACAUCAAUUCUAUACUGAUCCGACCUCAAUAUUGAGAUCCGAUCCCGCUUUUAUAUGUCUUGCGAUGGCCACGUUCGCACUGUCAAGUCAAUGGACAACGCUGGAGAGGCCAGAGGGAACUGAUGUUAUUCAGAAGCGUGAUGACGACGACUUUGGAAGAAUUUUCUAUGAUCAUGCCAAGACUUUUAUUCCUGACAUUAUUGAUCGAUCAUGCUUGAGGUCUAUUCAAGCCCCCUUCGUUCUAGGUGUAUAUUUGAUGCCCGCAAGUGCAAUUGGAUCAUCAUACGUAUAUAUGGGCAUGGCUUUUCGAAAGGCACUGGCCUCGGACCUCCACAUACACUCGGAUGAUCAGGGAAUCGAUGAGAAGGGGCGGGAAAUCCGUCGUCGUCUCUGGUGGUCUAUCUACUCCCUUGAACGUUGUACAACAGUGAAAUUGAACAGACCUCGUUCAAUCAAUGUCGAUGUGAUUACAGUACCCCCUCCAUCUCCAUAUCCCCCUUUGGAUUGUCUUCAGAGCUACAAUAAUGUGCAAUUUCAAAUGGCGUACACUCGUUUAAUAAUGAUACUCGAUCAAAUAUCCGAUAUUGGCGACAAUUUGAUACGCCCAGAAGAACUAGCACGCUGUUCAAAGUGGGAAGUGGAUCUCAAAGACUGGAAAACAUCUUUGCCUUCUGAUUUUAGACUGGACCUCAUCAACCCUAGAGCCCCAAGUUAUCGCACUGUUUUCCAUCUCUAUCUAAACUAUUAUUAUGCAUGGAUUACUUUGGGGAAAGUUGCGCUCGUGACUGUUGCGCGUACCAACCUGCAGCGCUAUCUGCACCCGGAAACGCAGACACCCAAACUCUGCGACAAAGUCAAGAAGCUAUCGGAAUCAUGUAUAAAAGCUUCCAGGAAACUGCUACAGAUGUUUGAGAGCCUAACAAAUACUCAAAACAUAACGAGAUUCUCGUUCACUGACUUCCAAGGAUGCAGCAUCGCGACCAUUGUGACCCUAGUUGCUGGUAUCUCGGAUCGAGAUUCGGGAUAUGAAGCGAGGGUGGAAUUUGGCUUACAUUGUCUCAGAAUAAUGGCCACUGGAAACAUGACAGCAAAAAUGGGGGUCAGAUUUGUUGAGGCCGUGCAAGUUAUCACAAAUGAAGCAGCCGAAAAGCUUUCACGAGCUGCUUCCUCCAGCCGAAGGCAGACGGGCGCGUUUGGCUCUGAAUCUUCAUCCGCUUAUACACAAUGGGCCGAAUGGCUUGCCAUACAGGAAGGGUCACAGCCCAAGGAACGUCCAAUGUCAUCGCAGCCAUCAGAUGAAAUGACUGGGAAACCACUGGCUACAAGUCAAUCAACCCAUACAUGGCCACAAUCUCAAGCUUCCCUCAAUGGUGGGACUACAUGGCGAGAUGCCACCGAGGAAUUAUUCCCUGCAGCCCCUUCUCCCCUUCGAAAUUUGAUGGAAGAUUCAUUCAUGGUUCCUGGGCCAGAUACUUCAGACUUUGGGUUUUUGACAGGACUUCAUACCGAUGAUCAAACACUCUUAAUGGGCUUAACCGGUCUAGAUGCACUGGAUUUCUCGGGGUUGACGGAUCAGCUUGAAUGA